GUAAUAUUUUUCAUGGAGUGACCCACCUGAAUUUUGAAUCCGUGUGAUUUUGGGACAUUAAUAGAACAUAAGGGGAGGUACAUGAUCGACGGAUUGGAUGUCAUGCAUACAUCACAGUGGGCCCCACACACCAUGUUGUAGAUUAAGCUUAAUAUACAAAACUUUGCAGCGGAUCCGGCUUUAGAAAAAGAAAUGGUUACUCUUUUUAAAGUCUCCCAUCUACUGCUCUCCACUGUUAGCUACAAACAUGAAGGUUCCCUCCUCAAAAACCUUUGAUUUUCUUCUUCUCUUCUCUUCCUUACUCUCUCUAUACACUCCCAUCACAGCCGACUACAUAUACCACAUAUGUUCAAACUCAUCUAACUACCCCAAAAACAGCACAUACCACAACAACCUCAAUUAUCUCCUCCCUUCAUUAACCACAAAUGGCCCAAUUACCGGCUUCUACAACACGACCGCCGGCGGUACCCCAAACAAAGUCUACGGUCUCGUUCUCUGCAGAGGUGACACCACACACGCCGAGUGCCGCAGCUGCAUCAACACCGCCAGCGAUGAUAUUGAGCAACGUUGUGUGGGGAAGAAACAAGGCAUCAUAUGGUACGAUGAGUGCUUGUUACGGUAUUCGAAUGUGUACUUCUUUUCGUCGCUAACACUGGAUAAGAAGGUUCACUUGUGGAAUACAAUGAAUGUGACAGACCCAGAUCGUUUUAAUGUGUUAUUGGGGAAGAUGAUGAAUAAUCUAUCGAAGCGGGCUGCGUUCGAUGACCGAAUGUUUGUGACGGGUGAGGAGAGAUUGACGAGCUACCAAAAUAUAUAUGGGCUAGUGCAGUGCACGAAGGACAUUUCUAGAGAGGAUUGUGAUGCAUGUCUACAAAGUGCUGUUGGGGACAUUCCAUCAUGCUGUAGUGGGAAGCAAGGUGGGCGGGUUCUUGGAUUCAAUUGUAUAUUGAGGUAUGAGAUAUAUCCCUUCUUCCAUGGAGCUUCUUCCACGGCUGCAACAUCUCCACCACCUGUGGAUGGCUUGGUGAAUUCUACAUCUACAGCUUCAACCAAAGGGAAAAGGAAGAAAUCGUUGGAAAAAGCUCUUGCAAUUGCCAUCCCCAUAUCUGUUUCUUUAGUGAUCUUCUUUGCUCUUUGUGCUUAUCUUUUAAAGAGAAAGACAAAGGAAACGCCAGAAGUUCAAGAGGAGAUUAGCAAUGUUGAAUCGCUAUUAUUUGACUUGGAUACGGUUAAGGCCGCAACUGGUAACUUCUCUAAUGCAAAUAAGCUUGGGGAAGGUGGAUUUGGUCCUGUUUACAAGGGUGAACUGCUGGAUGGGCGAGAAAUAGCGGUGAAAAGGCUUUCGAGGAAUUCAGGACAAGGAAUGGAUGAGUUGAAGAAUGAGAUUGUACUGAUUGCCAAACUUCAACACAGGAAUCUUGUUAGGCUCGUGGGUUGCUGCUUGGAAGGAGACGAGAAGCUGCUAGUGUAUGAGUAUGUUCCUAACAGGAGCCUUGACACAUUUCUGUUUGAUCCAACCAAACGUGCACAACUAGUUUGGGAGACCCGUCGCAAGAUAAUUUCAGGAAUUGCACGAGGAAUUCUCUAUCUUCACGAGGAUUCGCGGUUCCGAAUCAUCCACCGUGACAUAAAAGCUAGCAAUAUCUUAUUAGACAGGGAGAUGAGCCCUAAAAUCUCAGACUUCGGCAUGGCACGGCUUUUCGGAGUGGACCAAACUCGAGGCAAAACUAGAAAAAUCGUAGGAACAUACGGAUAUAUGUCGCCAGAGUAUGCGAUGCGCGGGCACUUCUCUGUUAAAUCUGAUGUCUUUAGUUUUGGUGUUCUGUUAUUAGAAAUUGUGAGUGGUCGAAGGAACAGUUCGUUUUAUCAAUUGGACUCUGCUCAAGAUCUUCUUGGCUACACAUGGAGACUCUGGAGAGAAGGCAAUGCAGUAGCACUGAUGGAUCCAUCAUUGGGUGAAUCAUGCACGAGAAGUGAUAUGUUAAGAUGCAUUCAUAUUGGAUUACUAUGUGUUCAAGAAAAUGCAGCAGAUCGUCCCACCAUGUCGGCAAUUGUUCUCAUGCUCAAUAGCUACUCCACGACUCUCUACACUCCGGCGCCACCGGCUUUCUUAGGUGGGAAGAGCUAUGGCGGAUUAGAUUUUCCCGCAAAAGGGCUGGAUGCCCAUGGUAGUGAAUCAGAUCGAUCAACCAUCGAGUGCCCACAUUGCUCUAUAAAUGAGGUGACUCUUUCUGAGCUUGAAGCUAGGUAAAGGAAUCGCUUAGCAUAACUCAAAACCAGUCCUGAGGUAUGUAUUAGUAAUUGUAGUAGUUAUUCGUACACUUGUAUGUGUGGUAGAGUCACUUUUGGGCCGUUGUUGGAUCGGAUGCAUGGUAUAAAGAUAGUCGAACAGACACACAUGGGUGGAGAAUUAGGAUUUAUAAAAAUAAUGAUUCGGCAUGUGGUUACUCA
Messenger RNA from Magnolia sinica, 2451 nucleotides. RefSeq names its product cysteine-rich receptor-like protein kinase 34. Gene Ontology annotation, biological process: protein phosphorylation. Gene Ontology annotation, molecular function: ATP binding; protein kinase activity. The record is from RefSeq and is a predicted model, not a curated record. NCBI's taxonomy places the organism in Eukaryota, Viridiplantae, Streptophyta, Magnoliopsida, Magnoliales, Magnoliaceae. The coding region runs from base 248 to 2251 and encodes 667 amino acids. The transcript is spliced from 7 exons.